CUUGACGACUCGAUGCGUGUCCAACGUGACAGGUGUUUACAAAACUGACGAUUAUAUCCGUUUAUUAUUUUAUUAAUUUACUUUGAAAGGAAACGUGGGCACAUCCCGUGUUAUAUAAUUACAAAUGAUACCACGAUCAUCACGAUAUUUAAUAUAAUCGGCACAUUCAUAAACAUAAUAAAUGAGUUGCUGACAGGGAAAAAGUACGACUGUUGCUAUUCACAUCGGAAGGACUUCAACGGGAACCUCGACGAGUCGCCUCCUGGGAGACCAAGGGAGUCAGAGAUGGAUGUGAGUUCGUUGUUCAAGGCUAGCGUGAAGGCGGUGAAUCUGCGGAACAGGGACCUCGGUACACCGGCAGCAGAGAGCCAACCGCGGAGGACCAGGAGCAAGAGCACCUUCUGCGUGAAAGCGCACGCGGUGGUCGUGCAGAUCUCCAAGCUGCGCGAGUUCCUGCUGGAGAAUCGCAAGGCCUACCUGAACUUCUCCAACUAUCUGUCCGCGGCGCCGCACAUGACGGAUGCGGAGCGCGACGAGAUCGACCUGGGUGCACAGCGGAUAAUGAGCACCUGUUCGCAGCUGGUUAAAGACUUGAAGCGAGAGAUCGCUGCGUCGACGGAGAUCACCCAGCAGAACAUCGAGCAUCGCGAGAUCAUGCUGCUGCUUAUAGAGGACUAUCUGAAGAAUGUCUGCAAGAUAUAUUCGGAGCAGAAGGCGAUGCGCGUGAAGAAGGCUAUGGAGAUGCGAAGGAUCUCCAGGUUGCAGGCAGACCAGCCGUCGGCGACGGUGACGAAAAGAUCAGCUCUGAACUCGGUCGAUCCCAUGGACGAUGAUACCAAGAACGGCUCGAACGAGUCCAGCCCGAUGAAGAUCCAGGAGAUCAACGGCGACGUCAAUACGAUGACGUACGAGGAGGAAUUGUCAGCGGAAGACAUACAGAUGUUCGAGUCGGAGAAUGAACAGCUGUAUAACGAGCUGAACACCAUGACGGAGGAAGUGAAGCAGAUCGAGAGUAAGGUAGUGCACAUCGCUGAGCUUCAAGAGAUCUUCACGGAGAAGGUUCUGGACCAAGACAAAGACCUGGAUAGGCUGAUGACGACGGUGGUCGGAUCGACGGAGAACGUGAAGGAAGCGAACGAGCAGAUUCGCCAAGCGAUCCAGCGAAACGCUGGCCUCAGGGUGUGGAUCCUCUUCUUCCUUCUAGUGAUAUCAUUCUCGCUAUUGUUCCUUGAUUGGUACAAUCCAUAAGAGUCGAUGGAUCUCUCCGAGUUGCUCUUAAGAUACGAGAGUGAGGAAAGGCGAUGUACAUUUACAAGAGAUGUUUGAUACAAUCCAUAAAAUAUAUUUCUGUUAUUAAAUUAUUG
Molecule: messenger RNA, 1364 nt
Organism: Acromyrmex echinatior (Panamanian leafcutter ant)
Lineage: Eukaryota; Metazoa; Arthropoda; Insecta; Hymenoptera; Formicidae
Gene: Syx18
Product: syntaxin 18
Biological process (GO): retrograde vesicle-mediated transport, Golgi to endoplasmic reticulum
Cellular component (GO): endoplasmic reticulum; SNARE complex
Source: RefSeq, a predicted model, not a curated record